AUGGUGAGCCCGACGUUCGAGGUGGACGACGACAACGCCGUGGAUGAGGCGGUGGCCAGGCUGCUCGGGGCCAUUCAGGAACCCGGCCCCGGCGCCGAGCCGGUUGACACGAUGAGCCCCAGCUUCCCCCCGCCACUGCCGGAAAUAUCAUUCGAUUUCGUUACGAGCGAUGUUGGUCAGUAUGGAGUCGCCUGGCGCGACAGCAGCCCGGACGUGCCCGUUGCGCCGAUGGGCGAGGCCGAGAUCGAGCACGAAGCAGACAGCACUACGCAAGAUGGAAUGAAGGAAUCGUCACCACCACCACAGCCUCUGCUUGACGAGACGUCGCAGCGAUCAGAGACACCGCCCGGGCGACCAGCAGAACCUUCGCCUCAGCCGACACUUCAAGAUUCGACUGUGGCGCGCCUGGAAAUCGCCAUCCCAGAAAUGCCGGCCGAGUCUCGCGGAGAAUACGACGAAGUUCACAGCCAUGUCGUCGAGCUCAUUGCGGAUGCGCUACCAGGCCGAGGCAACAUCGAAUAUCUAGUCGAGAUGACCGAUGGCCGAGAACAAAUGGUAUCGUCAGAAGAGCUGCGAUUCCUUGAAAACGGUUCCGAAGCGUUGCGAAUAUUCAACAGUCGGGACAUGUCGAGCCGCAAACGCAAGCAUGGCCCUGAGGAUGAUUGGGACUCUGAAGCGGACGAUCUCGAGUCCGAAGGCGACCUCAUGGACAUCGAUAUCGAUGACGAAGAUAUGCCCCGCCAACGGACAACGCGGGCUGGCCGCGCUUUGCGAUCUCGUGUUUCCAGCUCCCGUCAAGUCUCUGCGCCCAAAUCACUCUCCUCUGAUGAUGACAGCGACGAUGCCUUGAAAGCACGGUCAGCUCGCCCGACUCGCACGCUGCGGCAACGCCAGCCACAAUUAUCCAGUCUUUAUACCGCGAACACCAAGAGCGUAGUUGAUCUAGAAAACGAUGAGCUGGCUAAUGACCCUCAGCAACCUUCGGAUCAAGACGAUGACGACUUUCGCCCCGUGGUGUCAGACAUCUCGUACAAGAAGUCGAGGCGAAAUGGUGCUGCCCUUCAGCGCAAUAACAGAACGGGAAUACAGAGACAUCUCGUGCGAUCGCGCGCGAAAGCCAGAACUGGAUCAGAUGGCUCCGACAUUGAGUUCGAACAGCCACGCCGCUCCUCCAGGGCCACAAGGAACAUGCUUGAUAUGCGAGACGAUGCGUUGAUGGACGAUGACUCUUUCUACGUGAUAGAGGACAAGGCACCAGGAGUUCCCAAGGUCGUGUCGGUUCGGGAGGUGUUCCAACCGCUGCCCGUCGAUUCGGCUUUCGGUACGGUGCAUAUGGGCACUUGCCACACCUGCAACGGCUCAAAGCAGCGUGGCCAGAUUGUCCAAUGUCAAGGAUGCAGCCUCUCUUACCACAAGCACUGUUUGGGGGUCCGAAGCCAACGCGACCAUCUCGUGACCAAGGUUGGCGACGACAACUUCGUUCUGCAGUGCAGAUACUGCAUCAACAUAUAUCGGAAGAAGGACAAAGCAUCCCCGAAGCACAGCAUGUGCCAGACGUGCAAAGAAGACGGCGAGGCCUGCGUGCCUUUUUCCCAGAAGAAAACUUCCCGUCAAGAAGAAAAGCUGCGCGAGGAGAACGGCGGCACGGAUCCCAUCACAACAGUUUCGCCCAGGCUUAUCAACAAUCAGGAGGUCCUGCUAUUUCGAUGCGUUACCUGUCACCGGGGCUGGCACCUUGACCACCUCCCUCGCGCUGGGAGUGAGCCGAUAGGAACGGACGUCAAGUCGGAGCGACUCAAGGAUUAUAUGGUCGACUGGCAAUGCAACGAAUGUAGCACGACAAAGCACAAGAUCCACCGUCUGGUGGCUUGGCGACCGUCCAACCAACUCGGGGUUGACGAGAGUCUGAUACCUUCAUAUGACAGCCUGAGCGACGACGACAAGGAGUAUCUCAUCAAGUGGGAGACCCGCUCCUAUUUCCACUGCACAUGGAUGUCAGGUGCCUGGGUCUUUGGCGUAUCUGCGCCCACAAUGCGGAUUUCUUUUGGCAAGAAGGAUGCUCAGCAGAGUCUGCUCAGUAUGACCGAGAAUGAGGCGAUACCCGACGAGUACCUCAUGGCCGACAUCAUCUUCAACGUGAAGAUGAAAUCGAGCGCCCCGAGAGCCAAAACCAGGACAGCUGAGCUGGAAAACAUUUCCAGUGUGAGCAAGGUCUUGGUGAAGUUUCAAGGUCUAGGCUACGAUGAUGUCGUCUGGGACUCGCCACCUAGUGAAGGCAUGGGAGAGCCUUACAGCGCCUUCCGGGAGGCAUACCACGAGUAUGUCGAGGGCAAAUACUUCCAAAACGAGCCUUAUCCCAAAAUCCGAGAGCGAAUCAGGCUGUUCAAGGCCGCCGACCUGCAAGAGGUUGAUGUUCAGCCUGCCGGCCUCAAGCGAGGCAAACUCAUGGGAUAUCAAGUGGAAGGCCUCAAUUGGCUUCUGGGAAACUACCAUGGUGAAAGGAGUGUCGUCCUGGCCGACGAGAUGGGUCUGGGCAAGACGGUACAGGUCGUUAGUCUCGUCACCUACCUGGUCCAGGAAAAGCCGAAGUGCUGGCCGUUCCUGAUUGUUGUUCCCAACGCGACAUGCCCGAACUGGCGCCGAGAAUUCAAGCAGUGGGCGCCGGGUCUCCGCGUGGUCACCUAUCACGGCGGCAGGGAGCCGCAGGAACUUGCGUACAAGUACGAGCUGUUCCCUCACGGCUCCAACGAUAUGAAGGCCCAUGUUGUCAUCAUGUCAUAUGACUCGGCCCAAGACCCAAAGACGAGAGUGCUCUUCAAGUCCGUACAUUGGGCCGGGCUGGUCGUCGACGAGGGACAGCGGCUGAAGAACGACCAGAGCCUGUUGUAUCUGGCACUGCGCGCCCUGAAGAUUCCUUUUCGGCUUUUACUCACUGGCACGCCGCUGCAGAACAACAAGCGGGAGCUUUUCAACCUCCUUCAGUUCAUCGACACGAGUCAGGAUGCUGCGUCCCUCGACGAAGAGUAUGCCGUGCUUGAUAAAGAGACACUCCCGAGGCUGCACGAACAGAUUCGUCCCUACUUCCUGCGCCGCACGAAGGCCGGAGUACUAAAGUUUCUGCCGCCCAUGGCGCAAAUCAUCUUGCCGGUGACGAUGACGGUCAUCCAAGAGAAGCUCUCCAAGAGCAUUCUUGCCAAGAACCCGCAACUCAUCAGAGCCGUGUUCGCCAACGACAAGAUGAAGAGCAAGGACCGCGGCAGCCUCAACAACAUAUUGAUGCAGCUACGCAAAUGUCUUUGUCACCCAUUCAUGUAUUCCGAAGCCAUCGAAGAGCGCCACCACGACCCUUCAGUGCUCCAUCGGAAUCUCGUGGAAGCCUCGGCGAAGCUCCUCUUGCUGGAGAUAAUGCUGCCGAAGCUCAAGGAGCGAGGCCACCGAGUUCUCAUCUUCAGCCAAUUCCUCCAGCAGCUGGACAUAUUGGAAGACUUUCUCGCGGGCAUGGGCUUCCAGUUCAGAAGACUGGAUGGUGCAAUGUCAAGCUUGGAAAAGCAGCGCCGCAUCGACGCCUUCAACGCGCCAGACUCGCCUCUCUUCGCGUUCCUGCUGUCCACCAGAGCCGGCGGAGUUGGUAUCAAUCUGGCGACGGCAGACACCGUCAUCAUCAUGGAUCCAGACUUCAAUCCUCACCAGGACAUCCAAGCACUGUCCCGAGCGCAUCGCAUCGGCCAGAAGCAAAAGGUCCUCUGCUUCCAACUCAUGACCAAAGACACGGUCGAGGAGCGCAUCAUGCAGGUGGGCCGAAAAAAGAUGGCUCUCGACCAUGCGCUGAUUGAGAGCAUGGACGACGACGACCUCGCUGGAGAUGACUUGGAGUCCAUACUGAAACAUGGCGCCCAAGCGCUGUUUGACGAAAAUUACCAAGCGACGACGAUACACUACGACGGCCCCUCGGUCGACAAGCUUCUGGAUCGCUCACAGAUGGAACAGACCAAGGCAGACGACGAGGGCUCUGCCGACACGCAGUUCACCUAUGCCCGCGUCUGGGCUAACGAAAAGCAAGGUUUCGAUGACGGCUUGGACACCGUAGAGGACGAAGCUCCCGUGCCCAUCAACUCGAGCGUUUGGGAUAAGAUCCUGGCGCAGAGAGAGGAAGAAGCUCGGCUCGAGGCAGAGGCGAACAAGGAGCAUCUGGGGCGCGGUGGAAGACGUCGAAAUGCUAUCAACUACAAGACCAACGCCGCUCUCGAAGGCAUACCGCUGCCCGAGGGUGUCGAGCCAGAUUCCUCCGACUCUUCCGACGAGUUUGCCGGCGCCGAAUCCGCAGACGAGUCCGAGGACGAGGAUCUGGCCGCAAAAGACGGCGACCUUGAAGACGCCCUCGAGGCGGUCAAACCCGCGAGCGCCGGCGGCGCGGACUCCAGCAACGCCACGAAGCCGAAGCGCGCCAAAGCCUCAGAAAGCAAAAACUCCAGCGACACCAACUCCAAGAAGCCGAAAGGGACCGAAGCAGGGCGGUCAAGGCGCGGCCACCCCGGUGCGCAAGAAGUCACGACAGCUCCCCUUGACGCCAACCAAGGGGACGGGAGAAGCAAGUCCAUCAAAGCUCGUUAUCGAAAUGGCACAGAGCGAGGGCAAGGUGGUUCCUCAGUCACAGCUCCCGGUCCAGGCCAGCCCUGUUGGUUCUACGGCGACGCCAUGUCUGGUGGCAAUGGCAUCCCCGGCUACUACUAUCACCCUGCCGGAGGAAGGGGUCAACAGCAGCCCCUGCCAAGCUUAAUGAGCGGAGGGACAUACGGGUUCACGCCGAACGCUUCGUUUGCCCCUGCUGCCCCAGCAAGGCCGACGACUACACAGAGAGCGUUGGCGGACAACGUACCAAACAUGUACCUGAAUCGCAGCCUGUCAGAGGCUGAACUACGACUUGCUAUCGACGAACUGAGGCAUUCCCCGUCGGACCCCGCCGCGAACCAACAAAAGAUAUCUACCUUGCUGCACCAACUGAGAGUGCUGCGCAUGCAGGUCGGACCGGCGAAAAGGUGA
Molecule: messenger RNA, 5040 nt
Organism: Purpureocillium lilacinum
Lineage: Eukaryota; Fungi; Ascomycota; Sordariomycetes; Hypocreales; Ophiocordycipitaceae
Biological process (GO): chromatin remodeling
Cellular component (GO): chromatin; nucleus
Molecular function (GO): DNA binding; histone binding; ATP hydrolysis activity
Source: RefSeq, a predicted model, not a curated record